This is a messenger RNA of Eubalaena glacialis (North Atlantic right whale), 1627 nucleotides long. It is a transcript of the gene HNRNPD, whose product is annotated as heterogeneous nuclear ribonucleoprotein D. The transcript is spliced from 9 exons. Gene Ontology annotation, cellular component: nucleoplasm. Gene Ontology annotation, biological process: regulation of gene expression. Bases 340 to 1413 code for a protein of 357 amino acids. The record is from RefSeq and is a predicted model, not a curated record. Lineage: Eukaryota; Metazoa; Chordata; Mammalia; Artiodactyla; Balaenidae. Gene Ontology annotation, molecular function: RNA binding.
GCGCCACGUGACCGGGACGCGCCGUUCUUCCGUCGGCCAUUUUAGGUGGUCCGCGGCGGCGCCAUUAAAGCGAGGAGGAGGCGAGAGCGGCCGCCGCUGCUUAUUCUUUUUUAGUGCGGCGGACGAGAGUGGGAGUGCGCGCCGCGCGAGAGUGGGAGGCAAGGGGGGCAGGCCGGGGAGAGGCGCAGGAGCCUUUGCAGCCACGCGCGCCUUCUCUGUCUUGUUGUGUGCUUCGCGCGGUAGAGCGGGCGCGCGGCAGCGGCGGGGAUUACUUUGCUGCUAGUUUCGGUUCGCGGCAGCGGCGGGUGUAGUCUCGGCGGCGGCGGAGGCAGUAGCACUAUGUCGGAGGAGCAGUUCGGCGGGGACGGGGCGGCGGCGGCGGCAGCAACAACGGCGGCGGUAGGCGGCUCGGCGGGCGAACAGGAGGGAGCCAUGGUGGUGGCGGCGCAGGGGGCAGCGGCGGCGGCGGGAAGCGGAGCCGGGACCGGGGGCGGAACCGCGGCCGGAGGCACCGAAGGAGGCAGCGCCGAGUCGGAGGGGGCGAAGAUCGAUGCCAGUAAGAACGAGGAGGAUGAAGGCCAUUCAAACUCCUCCCCACGACACUCUGAAGCAGCGACGGCACAGCGGGAAGAAUGGAAAAUGUUUAUAGGAGGCCUUAGCUGGGACACUACAAAGAAAGAUCUGAAGGACUACUUCUCCAAAUUUGGUGAAGUCGUAGACUGCACUCUGAAGUUAGAUCCUAUCACAGGGCGAUCAAGGGGUUUUGGCUUUGUGCUAUUUAAAGAGUCGGAGAGUGUAGAUAAGGUCAUGGAUCAGAAAGAACAUAAAUUGAAUGGGAAGGUGAUUGAUCCUAAGAGGGCCAAAGCCAUGAAAACAAAAGAGCCUGUUAAAAAAAUUUUUGUUGGUGGCCUUUCUCCAGAUACACCUGAAGAGAAAAUAAGGGAGUACUUUGGUGGUUUUGGUGAGGUUGAAUCCAUAGAGCUCCCCAUGGACAACAAGACCAAUAAGAGGCGUGGAUUCUGCUUUAUUACCUUUAAGGAAGAGGAACCAGUGAAGAAGAUAAUGGAAAAGAAAUACCACAAUGUUGGUCUUAGUAAAUGUGAAAUAAAAGUAGCUAUGUCGAAGGAACAGUAUCAGCAACAGCAACAGUGGGGAUCUAGAGGAGGAUUUGCGGGAAGAGCUCGUGGAAGAGGUGGUGGCCCCAGUCAAAACUGGAACCAGGGAUAUAGUAACUAUUGGAAUCAAGGCUAUGGCAACUAUGGAUAUAACAGCCAAGGUUACGGUGGUUAUGGAGGAUAUGACUACACUGGUUACAACAACUACUAUGGAUAUGGUGAUUAUAGCAACCAGCAGAGUGGUUAUGGGAAAGUAUCCAGGCGAGGUGGUCAUCAAAAUAGCUACAAACCAUACUAAAUUAUUCCAUUUGCAACUUAUCCCCAACAGGUGGUGAAGCAGUAUUUUCCAAAUUGAAGAUUCAUUUGAAGGUGGCUCCUGCCACCUGCUAAUAGCAGUUCAAACUAAAUUUUUUGUAUCAAGUCCCUGAAUGGAAGUUUGACGUUGGGUCCCUCUGAAGUUUAAUUCUGAGUUCUCAUUAAAAGAAAUUUGCUUUCAUUGUUUUAUUUCUUAA